Messenger RNA from Paracoccidioides lutzii Pb01, 204 nucleotides. RefSeq lists its product as hypothetical. The record is from RefSeq and is a predicted model, not a curated record. The transcript has a single exon. Bases 1 to 204 code for a protein of 67 amino acids.
AUGAAGGAACAGAAGGAAACGGGAGGGGAAAGUAAAAGGAGGAGUUGGGGGAUGGAGGGUGAGGGGGGUGAGGGGGGUGAGGGGGUGGAGGGAGUGAAGACAGAGGGAGAGGAGGGGAGAGGGAGAGGAGGAGGAGGAGGAUGGGAUGAUGAGGUUGAAGAGCUGAAGGAGUUGGCGGAGAAGACAGCGAAUUGCGAAGGAUGA